GUCUUUUUUUCUUUUUUUUUAAAGGAUGUAUGACAAUCUUACCCACUAUCCUAUUUCUGAUUACAAGAGUAUUGAAAGAAACAGCAGUAAAAUCGGCAGAUAAUCAGGUCCCACCUCCAGUCAGUGCAGCCCUUCAAGGGAUAAAAACUAUUGUUACUCUUCCAACAGUCAAGACUGAUGAAACUCAGAAACAAUGGACAGGACUUAUCCGCAGCACUCUGGCAUCUAUCUUGGAAUACUCUCAACCUGAAGCCUCUAAGCCUAUUCUUGAUGAAGUAAGCAUACUUACAGCUAUUGCUCUCUUCCUUUGGUCAGCAAGCACUGAAAUAAUUGGAGUGCAGUCUUUACAAAAUGGAUGUAUGAACAGAUUUAAAAGUGCAUUAAAUUCCUGUGAUCCUUGGGUUCAAGCCAAGUGUUACCAGCUUCUGCUUUCUGUGUUCCAACACACCAAUCGUGCCCUGUCAACUCCAUAUAUUCAUUCAUUGGCCCCUAUCAUGGUUGAGAAGUUGAAAGCUGUGGAAAGGAGCCGCCCGAACAACAACCUGGAGCUAUUAGCAGUCCAGGAAGGAAUUAAAGUUCUUGAAACGUUGGUUGCCCUUGGUGAGGAACAGAAUAGAGUCCAGUUGCUUGCCCUUCUCGUUCCCACUCUGAUUUCCUAUUUACUGAAUGAAAAUGCCUUUGCUUCUGCAUCUACAGCAUCUAAAGAUCUUCACGAAUUUGCACUUCAGAAUCUAAUGCACAUUGGUCCACUUUACCCACAUGCUUUCAAGACAGUAAUGGGAGCUGCUCCUGAAUUAAAAACACGUCUAGAAACUGCAGUCCGAGCAAGUCAGGCCAGCAAAGCAAAAGCAGCUGCUAGGCAACCACCACCCACAGUACAUUCCACCCCAACAAUUAAACUGAAAACUAGCUUUUUUUGAAUUACUUUUAUUAUUUUUGGACCAUUAAGUAGUCAGAAGCAUUACAUUAUCCCUGAUGUGUUACUGCAUAUAUGUCUGUAAUUUUGUGUAAUUUGUAUGUGAAAGGCUGUCUAAUAAGAGCUUUGUGUAAUUACUUGAAAUCCAUGCAUUACAAGGGAAGUGGUGUUACUUGUAUUUGUAUAGAUUUUUAGGAAGUUGAAUGUGAUCAUAUUUAUGAAUUUGUGUUAUAAAUUAUCCACCAAAAAAAAAAAAUCUGUAUCUGACUAAACAGUUUUAUUUAUUUUUUAAAAGCUACCCCAAACCUUUGAGUGGUUUUUGAAAUCUGGUGAUUGUUAUCCUACCAUUGUGCCAACACACUAACACAGUGGGGAUGGAGGGAAGAGGGGAAAGUGUUAUGCAG
This is a messenger RNA of Fulmarus glacialis (Northern fulmar), 1320 nucleotides long. RefSeq names its product HEAT repeat-containing protein 5B-like. The transcript has 4 exons. The record is from RefSeq and is a predicted model, not a curated record. The coding region runs from base 30 to 920 and encodes 296 amino acids. Gene Ontology annotation, cellular component: membrane; Golgi apparatus; endocytic vesicle. Gene Ontology annotation, biological process: intracellular protein localization; retrograde transport, endosome to Golgi; endocytosis. NCBI's taxonomy places the organism in Eukaryota, Metazoa, Chordata, Aves, Procellariiformes, Procellariidae.